Molecule: messenger RNA, 1823 nt
Organism: Jatropha curcas
Lineage: Eukaryota; Viridiplantae; Streptophyta; Magnoliopsida; Malpighiales; Euphorbiaceae
Gene: ABCI7
Product: non-intrinsic ABC protein 6
Biological process (GO): iron-sulfur cluster assembly
Source: RefSeq, a predicted model, not a curated record
CGUAUUGCCUGUUCGAUUUUACCCAGCUUGGAUUAGCUAUUUCUUUUUUAUUAUUUUAUUAUUUUAUUAUUUUAUUUUGGGUCUUAAAUGGAGGAUGCGUUUCUUGACUAUUUUUAUUUUAUUUAUUUUCUGGUUCUCUUCUUCUUCCUAGUUUGGUUUUGUCCAAUGUGCAGAGGGGCUUGCCAUUACAACAUUGUUCAUUUCAGUAUCUUUCUCUGUCACUAUAGGCUCUAACAAAAUCCAUGUCUUCCCUAUUAUUCGCACCCCAAAUUCAGUUUCUCAAAGCCAAACCCACACCCAGGCUGAAACACAAAGUCAAAACCAGUCUUUCACUCUCCACAACCCCAACAAUACAAGCCAGUUUCUCUGACCCUUUCGUUCUCCAACUUGCAGAAACUCUUGAAGAUUCCCUCUCCCCUUCUCCUACUCCUCCUCUCCAGAAACUAAGGGACUCUUCCUCUGAAUCCCUUCUCUCCACUCCUUGGCCCUCUCGCAAAGAUGAAUCCUUUAGGUUUACGGACACUUCGUUUAUUAAGAAAUCUCAAAUUCAUCCAAUCUCUAAUCCACCACGAGAACAAGACUUACCAAACAUUUCUAAAGAAACCCAGUUGCCUAAUAUUGUAAUUGUUGACGGGUUUGUCUUAAAUUCCAUGUUGAAUUCGCCCAAUUUGCCUGAUGGGGUUUAUGUGGGUAGCUUGUUAAGUGACUCCAAUGAUAAAAUUGCCAAAAUUGUGUCCAAUUUUGUUGAUGAUUUUCAAUGUGGUGAUGUGUUUUGGUCUAUUAAUGGAUUAGGAGCACCUGAUUUGGCUGUGGUUUAUAUUCCUGCUGGGGUUAGAGUGGAAAGUCCAAUACAUUUGCGUUACGUUUCUCUCGAGGGAGGAGAAGAGGGGUCUAAUAAGUUGCCCGUUUCAAAUCCAAGAGUGCUUGUAGUGGUGGAGGAGGGCGGAGAGGUUGGGAUAAUUGAGGAGUUUGUUAGUGUAGGAAGUGAUGACAAAUGUUAUUGGGCAAAUUCAGUUUUGCAAGUCAUUAUUGAAGAAGGAUCAAAAGUUAAGCAUUCUUAUAUACAGAGUCAAUCCUUAAAUUCUGCCCAUAUCAAGUGGACUUAUGUUCAACAGAAAUCAAGUAGCACCUAUGAACUUGUUGAGGUAAGCACUGGCGGAAAAUUAAGUAGGCAUAACCUUCAUGUUCAGCAACUAGGCCCAGAUACAUCAACAGAGUUAUCAACAUUCCAUUUGUCUGUUGAUGGUCAAACACAAGAUCUACAUAGUAGGCUUGUCUUGGAUCAUCCAAGGGCUUAUUCUCGACAACUUCACAAGUGCAUAGUUGCUCAUUCACUAGGCCAAGCUGUCUUUGAUGGGAAUAUAAAGGUCAACAGAUAUGCACAACAAACUGAUGCUGGACAAUUAACGAGGAGCCUCCUUCUGGAACCACGAGCAACUGUAAAUGUCAAACCCAAUUUGCAAAUAAUAGCAGAUGAUGUCAAAUGCUCCCACGGAGCUGCAAUAAGCGAUCUAGAAGAAAGCCAGCUGUUCUACUUUCAGGCACGUGGUAUUGAUUUAGAGACGGCUAGAAAGGCUCUUGUAUUUUCCUUCGGGGCUGAAGUGAUUGAACGAUGCCCUUAUUCUUUUAUUAGACAGCAAGCUGAGAGACAUGUGAAAGAAUUGCUAACUUCCUCUGGUCAAGGAUCGUCAUAGAAAACUCGAUCGCGUUAUUAGCAUUGUUUGACAGGAGGAAAAUUUGUUAUCAGUCAUUUAAUUGAAGAAAAUUUUGUUUUUGUAUUAAUUAGAUGUUCUUGUUCUAUUCUACUUUUGAUUCAUGCUGGA